AGCCGCCGCUGGCUAUCCGCAGCCCCCCCGCCCCGCCUCCCGUCAUUCAGCGGGCCAGCGCUCCCACAGGAGCAGCAAUGGGCUACGGAGAUUGGGACAGGGACAGGCGCGACGACCGCGGCGGCGGCGGCAGCUGGGGCGAUCGCGACCGCCGCGACGACCGCGGCGGCGGCAGCUGGGGCGGGCGCGACCGCAGCCGGUCGCGGGGCGGCGACCGGGGCGGAGGUGGGGGCAAAGGUGACAGCAAGGGCAGCUUCAGCAACUCGGAUUUGGGCGCGAACCUGAAGACCAUUCACUGGCGGGACGAGCGCCUUGUGAAGUUCGAGAAGGAUUUCUAUCAGGAGCAUCCUGCUGUCGCAGCGAUGACGCCAGAGCAGGCAGACUAUCUUAGAAAGGCGAAGAAUAUCACCAUCGUUUCAGGCGAUCGCAUACCCAAGCCGGUGAGGAGCCGCCGUGCCGCCCGCGCCGCCGCCGCGGUGCGGCCCGGAGCGUGUCACUCCGGAGAGGUGCAUCG
Messenger RNA from Prorocentrum cordatum, 514 nucleotides. Lineage: Eukaryota; Dinophyceae; Prorocentrales; Prorocentraceae. The record is from the annotation of a GenBank genome assembly.